ACCCGUAUUGUUUCCUUCUUCCAGCACCACAGCCUUUUGCUCUGAUUUCGCUUCUUCAGAAACCUUUUUACUCUCUCGUUGGACGGCAUAUGACAAUCUAGUAUAUCUCUACGUUAUAACUCUCCAUCAGCUAUGGCUCGUGGCAAUUUCUCUGGUUCUUCUCGUAGAGGCAGAGGAUUCUCAAAGUUUGCAUAUCGCGGAAAUGGCUCCUUUCGUGGAGGGAGAGGUCGCGGACGUGGGAGAGGGGGUGCACCGUCCGAGAAACAACCGCAGAGAGACGACGAUGGCACACAGCUUACGGAGCGCUUUGAGCAAGUCAGAUUGCAAGACGAGAUUGACGAGAAACUUGGAUUUCCACGCAUUCAAGAGGGAGCUGUGAGGGAAGGCUGGCUGAUUAACAUGCAUCCAACGUUAGUGAAGGAUGCAGAUUGGCCAGGUGGAAAAGCUGCUGUCGACUUUUUCUUCAUCCAGGAUGACGGAGGGUCCUUCAAAUGCACGUUUCAAUACGAACCGUACUUCUAUAUUGCAUGCAAGAGCGGAAUGGAAUCAACAAUCGAGGAGUGGUUGUUGAAGAAAUAUGAGGGCGCCAUCUGUCGUAUUACACGUGAACGAAAGGAGGAUCUCAAAGUUCCAAAUCACCUUCUAGGACAUCGCCGUCUAUACUUACAGCUUCAUUUUCGUAACGUGUCCGACCUUCUCACAGUAAGAAGAGACAUCAUGCCUCUUGCUCUGGCCAACAGCGCCAAAUUGGACGCGGUGGAUGCCUAUGCAGAGGUCGUCCAGGCCACAGCGGAUGGUGCGAGUAUGUCCAUUGAAAUGGAGAGCGAGUUUGGUGUGGAAGCAGAGAUCACAAAUACUGGCCGGUAUUCGAGGGAUAAAGAUCCGCGCGAAGGUAUCAUCGACAUUCGAGAGUAUGAUGUGCCGUAUUACCUUCGUGUUGCCAUGGACAACGAAAUGCGCGUCGGUAUAUGGUAUGCAGUAUCGUUCACAGCCGGACAACCCGCCUUCAAGCAGAUUGUCGAGCGUGUCAAGCGUGCUGAUCCUGUCGUGAUGGCGUACGAUAUCGAAACGACAAAGGCACCACUCAAGUUUCCUGACCAAGCCCUUGACCAAGUGAUGAUGAUUUCAUACAUGGUCGAUGGUCAGGGAUACCUCAUCACCAACAGAGACAUUGUCAGCGAGGACAUCGAGGACUUUGAAUACACUCCGAAAGAAGGAUAUGAAGGGCCAUUCAUAGUUUUUAAUGAAGCGGACGAAGCUGCAACGAUACAGCGGUUCUUCUCUCACAUUCAGGAUGUCAAGCCUACCGUUAUGGCCACAUUCAACGGAGACUUUUUUGAUUUUCCAUUCCUCUGUGCCCGAGCCAAGGUGCAUGGGAUCGACAUGUUUGUCGAGAUUGGAUUCGCGAAGGACUCUGAAGACGAGUUCAAAAGCAGAACCUGCGUUCAUAUGGACUGUUUUCGCUGGGUGAAACGAGACUCUUACCUUCCACAAGGAAGUCAGGGUUUGAAAGCCGUUACCACUGCGAAACUUGGAUACCAUCCUAUCGAGUUAGACCCUGAGCUGAUGACACCAUAUGCGAUGGAACAACCCCAGGUCCUCGCGCAGUACUCCGUUUCCGAUGCAGUGGCAACUUACUACCUCUAUAUGAAAUACGUCCACCCGUUCAUCUUCUCACUCUGCAACAUAAUCCCUCUGAACCCGGACGAAGUGUUGCGAAAAGGUUCCGGCACACUAUGCGAGACUUUGCUCAUGGUUGAAGCUUUCCGUGGAAACAUCAUCAUGCCGAACCGCCACGAGGAGUCGCACGGGAACAUGUAUGAAGGUCACUUGCUCGCCUCUGAGACGUACGUUGGAGGACAUGUUGAGGCUUUGGAAGCGGGCGUGUUCCGAAGUGACAUCCCUACACAUUUCAAGAUCGUACCUGAUGCUGUACAGAAGUUGAUCGACGAACUGGACCACGCGCUGACAUUCUGUCUCGUAGAAGAAUCCAAGUCAUGUCUGGAAGACGUGAUUAAUUAUGACGACGUCAAAGCUCAAAUCCAGAGCGCACUCGAAGAAAUGCGGGACAACCCUCAACGCGUUGACAAACCGCUAAUUUAUCAUCUGGAUGUUGCAGCCAUGUAUCCCAAUAUAAUGUUAUCAAAUCGACUCCAACCGGACUCGGCGGUAGACGAAUCUGUUUGCGCUGUUUGCGACUACAAUCGUCCAGGCAAAGCUUGCGAUCGGCGAAUGACGUGGGCCUGGAGAGGGGAGUUCUUCCCAGCAAGACGAGACGAGUACAACAUGAUCCGACAUGCGCUCAAUCAGGAAAGUUUCCCGCCCAAGAAACCAGGCGGGCCUCAGAGAAAAUUCGUCGACCUCUCUGACGCGGAACAAACUGCUCUUCUGCACAAACGUCUUGGAGACUACUCUCGCAAGGUUUACAAGAAGAUCAAGGACACGAGGGUGGAGAACCGCGAGGCAAUCAUUUGUCAAAGAGAGAAUCCAUUCUACAUUGAUACCGUACGUCGCUUCCGUGACCGUCGAUACGAGUAUAAGGGUCUACACAAGACAUGGAAGAAGAACCUUGAUACCGUGCUUGAGGAAGGACGAACGAUCGCCGAGGUCGAUGAGGCAAAGAAGAUGAUUGUCCUGUACGACUCGUUGCAGUUGGCGCACAAGUGCAUUCUCAAUUCAUUCUAUGGCUAUGUCAUGCGCAAAGGUGCGCGAUGGCAUUCGAUGGAAAUGGCCGGAAUCACCUGCUUGACUGGUGCGACUAUCAUUCAGAUGGCAAGGCAACUCGUGGAGCAGAUUGGCCGGCCUUUGGAAUUGGAUACGGAUGGUAUCUGGUGCAUGCUUCCAAGCGUCUUCCCGGAGAACUUCAAGUUCAAGCUGAAGAAUGGGAAAUCAAUCGCAUUCUCUUAUCCAUGUACUAUGCUCAACCAUCUCGUUCACGCCCAGUUCACGAACCAUCAAUACCACGACCUGGAUCCUGAAACUGGAGAGUAUGUCGUGCAUAGCGAGAACUCGAUCUUCUUCGAAUUGGACGGACCAUAUAGAGCAAUGAUCCUUCCAUCCUCCAAAGAAGAAGAUAAGUUGUUGAAGAAGCGUUAUGCGGUAUUCAAUGAGGAUGGUUCCCUUGCCGAAUUGAAGGGUUUCGAGGUCAAGCGAAGAGGAGAACUGCAACUCAUCAAAAUCUUCCAGUCCCAGAUCUUCGAGCAGUUCCUUCUCGGUACGACAACUGAGGAAUGCUACGCCGCCGUGGCUCAGGUCGCCGAUCGCUGGCUUGAUGUCCUCUUCAGCAAAGCCGAUAGUCUCAGUGACGAGGAAUUGGUUGAGCUCAUUGCCGAGAACAGAAGUAUGUCUAAGACAUUGGCCGAAUAUGGUGGCCAGAAAUCGACUUCCAUCAGUACCGCCAAACGUCUUGCCGAAUUCCUGGGUGACCAAAUGGUUAAAGACAAAGGUCUUGCUUGCAAGUUUAUCAUCUCCGCAAAACCCAUAGGCGCACCCGUCACUGAGCGGGCGGUUCCAGUCGCGAUUUUCUCUGCCGACGAGAGCGUGAAACGAGUGUAUCUUCGCAAAUGGCUAAAGGACAAUGGCUUGACUAACUUCGAGUUGCGAUCCAUCCUAGACUGGGACUACUAUAUUGAACGUCUAGGGUCUGUCAUUCAGAAGCUCAUCACGAUCCCUGCUGCCAUGCAGAAGGUUGGCAACCCCGUUCCUCGGAUACAUCACCCAGAUUGGUUGCAUCGACGGGUGACAGCGCUGGACGACAAAUUCCAUCAACACAAGGUGACGGACUUCUUCAGGAAAAUGACCGUGGAUGAGCAGGUUGAUGAGUCGAUUCCCAUGGACGUUGAAGAUUUCGGAGAAAACACGACCAGCAACCCAAUUCGACCUCGGGUUGCAGUAGUUAAUCGGAAAUCCGCUCGCAAACAAGCAAAGAAGUCUACAGACAAAGAUGAAUCGAGGCAUACUGGUGUUGAUCCCAAAGUUAGCUAUUCUGACUGGUUGCGAGCAAUACGGCCCCGAUGGCGACGAACAUUGGCUGGAAACCCGGUCGGCGAUAAUCUAGUUGUCCCUUCCAUCUUCAAAGGUGUUCGUACAAAGGCUCUUAGCAAUCGCUGGGAUAUAAUACAGAUUCGACCCACUCGCACACCUGGAAGAUUCAUCAUGUGGGUUUCUAUCGAUCACAGUUUGACUCCCAUCCCGCUGCGCGUUCCUCGAGAGUUCUAUCUCCAUCAUCGAACACCUCCCAAGACGGGCCGGUUCAAUACCGAUCUUUACAGCAGCGAGAAGGUUGUCCGACAUUUACCAAGAGACGCUCCUUGCGCCAACUUGUACAAGAUAUCUGUCAAGGAAGAUAUCUAUAUUCAGGGUCGCGAGCACUUCAUCGACCUGACCAACGAUCCCAAUGUGGACGGGGUGUACGAAACACAGAUCCCCCUGAUCACUCGGGCUUUGCUCAGACUUGGGAAAGUCUGUGUUCAUGAAGUGCCCGGACUGACCUUGAACCGAGCUGAAGUCACCGGGUUCGACCUUCACCAGCUUGACCGUGCUACUUCCCAUUCUUCACGAUACAGAUAUCUCGAUGAGGGCAGAGCCGGGAAAUAUGUCUUCCUCUACCACGCUUGCUCAACAACUGCACCCGUCCACGUCUUCGCCAUCUUCCUUCCGCAAGGUGGUGUGCGAUUACAUAUCGUUGACCCUGCUACGCGUCGACAACCGAUCACACGCUUGUCGGAGAUUUACCAGGAGUCGCUGCACAAGAAAUUGCAAACAGCAGGACCCAAUAUCUCCAUUGAUUACCCUUCGUUGCAUGACUUCUCAUCCACUUAUCAUGGCAAUGAUGCCACUGCACUGAAGGCAAUCUCUCGAGAACUUGGACUCAUGGAGAACCAAUCGUACGUGCUCGUAAUAUCGUCUACGAAGGAUAUGUCCUACUUCGAAUUUCAAGUUCCCAAGCUCGCAAAGUUCCCUGUUUUGUCCAUGCCAAAAACUCGCGCGCCCCAUUCACUAGAUGUUUUCCCCUGGCAGCCCGCCGUCGCCCAGAAGAUGAUUGGGCGAUAUCUCGCAAUGGGCACCUGGCUUGAUCGGACAGUGGCUUUGGCCGACUAUUAUGACGUCCCGAUAGGACACAUUGAGGGAGACCAGCCUCUUCUUUUGGCUGAUCUCGACUUUGCUCGGAGAUUGACCAGCCAGGAUAUCAUUCUAUGGUGGUCUCCAGGUGACCUUCCAGAUCUAGGAGGUAUUCAGAACGACAGGAGACCAACAGAAGAUCUACCCAAAACCGAGUUCAUGUCACCUGGUUCUUACUCCAAUGUCUGUCUUGAGAUCACGGUGCGCAAUCUGGCUGUCAACGCGGUACUACAUUCGGUUAUUCUCAACGAACUGGAAGGCAGUGGCGGCGCCACAGCUUUCGAUUCAUCACGUACUCUGGACGAAUACGCAGGCCCAGAUGUUCAACAAGACUUGACACUGGGGGAAUCCAGCCUAUCACCUUUUGUAUUUUCGAUCUUGAAGAACAUGGUUAAGACCUGGUUGAUCGACAAGAUUCAAGGCAACUUUGAAAGCCCAGCGUCCAUUACUGUCGAUCAUUUUUGGAGGUGGAUAAGCUCCACUUCUUCGAACCUAUACGAUCCAAGCAUUCAUCGGUUCAUUCAUGGGCUCAUGCGCAAAACCUUCAUCCAGAUGCUCGCCGAGUUCAAACGCCUGGGUUCGCACGUUGUUUAUGCCGAUCUAAGCCGAAUCCUGCUGGUUACUUCAAAGCCGCCAGGAACGGCGCAUGCUUAUGCUACAUACAUAACCACGGCCGUGACUUCACACGAGCUCUUCCAACACGUCUAUCUCAAUACCGAGCGUUUUUACGAUUUUCUGCUCUUUAUGGAUGAGGCCAACCUCGGCGGCGUGGUUUGUGAAGAUCCACUUGCGGUGGAGACUCCUGAAGAACUAUGCAUCGAGAUGCGUUGGAAUAUCGAGAAUUUCUUACCUCCCGCAAUCCAAAAAGAUUUCAGGAACGUCUUGCGCUUUUUCCUGGUCGAAUUCUUCAGGGCUUGCCAGAAGAGUGUUGAAGGUCCUAGGCGACCAUUGAGAGUUUUACAGAAUGGCGGGCCUGAUGCAACUCAACGUGAUGCAGUCAAGGCGAAAGAGCAAGAGCUCAGCCGGGAAUUUAUCUCGCGUCGCCUCACUCGCAAGAUGCUCAAGGUCGUCGGCAGUAUACUGGAACGUCAUCGUUAUGCAAUGAUGGACGAAGAAGCACUCGCGCAGUGGGACUUCCCCCAACUUCCCGGCUCAUAUAUGGACGCGACAAACCCCGUUCUCGAGUUUGUCAAGUCCGCUUGCGCUGUCUUCGUCUUGUCUAAGGAGCAUCAAAUUGAAGUCGGUUUACUCAAACGAAAUUUGCUAGAGCUGGUUGGCGUGCGAGAGUUCGCUAACGAGGCUAUCUUCCACAAUCCCUGCGAACCUCUCAAACUCUCCAAUGUUCCAUGUAGACAUUGUGAUAGUUUGCGAGACUUUGACUUCUGUCGGGACCCAGAGCUUCUGCCUAACAACAGGGAUGUUCAUGCUCGAUGGUCGUGUUCAAAUUGUGGAGGCGAAUACGAUCGGACGAUGAUCGAGUUCGCCCUUAUAGAGAUGGUGCAUGAACUUGAGCUCAGGUACGCCCAGCAGGACCUGCGGUGUGUGAAGUGCAAGCAAAUUCAGUCCGAUAACAUCUCACGUCACUGUCAAUGUUCCGGAAAGUACCAACUUACGGCGAGCAAAACCGACAUCCGAAGGAGACUUAGCACGAUUGUGUCGGUGGCACAUGUGCAUAACCUUCAUCGACUCAAGGAAUGCGCUGAGAUCAUCUUCAGUAAUUGGGGAUGAUAACCGCAAUCAUUCUUGUUGUGGUUGACAUAUUGUUGUUUUGCUUUUGCUAUCCCGCACCGCUUUCGAUCUUGCAUACCCAUAACUUAUCAAUACCUGCAAACACACUGUACACUAUCCUUGCAACCGGAUUUAUCACCAGGUUAAACUUUGAUGCCGGCUGCCCUAGAAAAGUGCAAACUCGUAGCCUAAGUAGUCUCUCAACUUUGUCAUACCUGCACUCCAAUACCCACCAGCGCUGAUUCGCUGCUUUCUUAAGAGAAGCUUUUCCC
This is a messenger RNA of Somion occarium, 7121 nucleotides long. NCBI's taxonomy places the organism in Eukaryota, Fungi, Basidiomycota, Agaricomycetes, Polyporales, Cerrenaceae. The record is from the annotation of a GenBank genome assembly.